Dreissena polymorpha is the source of this 2592-nucleotide messenger RNA. Its product is annotated as UPF0538 protein C2orf76 homolog. NCBI's taxonomy places the organism in Eukaryota, Metazoa, Mollusca, Bivalvia, Myida, Dreissenidae. The transcript has 6 exons. The coding region runs from base 157 to 540 and encodes 127 amino acids. The record is from RefSeq and is a predicted model, not a curated record.
AACAAACAUAUUUGAAUCGACUAAACUAACGAUAAAAAAUGUAAAAUGCAAUAUCUAACUUAGAUAUUAUUUUCAUAAAAAAUGAAUCAGAAAGUCGGAUGAAACAAGUUUCGGAUUAAAAUAAAGAACUAUCAGUUAAUUUAUUAAAUUUGUGCAAUGAGUUCUGAAGACACUGUGGUGGUCACUGUUCGUCUGAUACGAUCCUUUGAGCACAGGAACAUAAAACACGUGGUCUACCGAGACAUCAGGCUUGACCAGUCAGUUGCUGAAUUCAUUGGCUUUUUGCUAAUUGAUUUGAAAACAAGGCCAGGACUUCCUCCCCCGUUUAAGAACAACAAGUUUGAUACUCUGAAAAUUUCACAUCAGCCUUUUGGAGCCAAGACCUCAGACCCAGUGAUCAACACAGACAAUGAUGAGGGGCUGAUGUUACAGCCUGACAAAACUCUCAGAGAGUCCCACAUAGUCAAUGAAACAGAGCUCUCCUUCUUCAACAUGGAGGAGUAUAGGGCCUAUCAGAAGAACCCUCAUCUAGUGUGGUGAACCCUGAUGCGACACUUGAUGGACAAAUCCAGUGAAAAACAUGCACAUCAGCUGUGCUGUUCAUCCUUACAUGUACAUUCUGAUUGCUUCACUCACGGUCACUAACUCAUUUUCAGACUGGCGAGCAAUUAUUAAGAACAUUCAUCUCCUAAAAAUACUAAUGCGAUUCCAAAUAAAACAAGCUAAUUCGUUGAAUUGAUAUCCCCCGCCAAUAUGCUUCUGGACACAAAAGUGUUAUAUUUGACACUAAAAAAAGCAUUUUUUCAAGAUACAAAGGGCCAUAACUCCAUUAUUAACAGAUGGUGUACAAUGCCAUUUGGCAUGCAUCAUCCUCUUAUCCAUAUAUAUACUCAUAAUAAGUUUCAAUGAAAUCCGCCAAAGCACUUCCAAGAUAUGGCUCCGCACGGACGGAAAGACGUACGGAUGGACAACGCCAAAAAAAUUAUCCCUCCGCCUUUGGGGGGGGAUAAUGAGCACGUAUUGAGCAAUAAUGAGCCUAUGGUCAUUAAAAAAUACAUUGGUAAUUAAUCCUAUGAAAGAAUACUGUAAUUUAUGUGGUUUAAUACCAAUAAUUAAAUUAUCAGCAUUCAUAACAAUAGUUUUCUCUUUCUUUGAGUUUUAGUUCAAGAAUAAUGUUGUUCAAUACAGGGCCAUUGUUGUUUUUAAUUUAAUACAUUAUCAUGAUUAUGCAAAAAUAAGUACAUUGCAUUUACUUUGAAAGAAACAUGGUAAAUAUAUGUACCAUAAUUACUCUUUGUUUUUUGAUACUAACAAGUUUUCUAACACCGUCCUUUUUAGCCAAAAUAAUUAUUUUUUGUAGCUUAAAUUUUUCUGAUGCUCAGAUUUGCCUCGAUCAUGAAUGGUUUUUCGGACAAUGCUAUUUUGGUUUAUCUGUUGACACAUCACACAUGUGCAUUUAAAACUGAAUUAUGGUCAUAAAACCUCUCAGAUGAAUGCAAGAAGUCAGGUGACUGUUACAUUUGCUUUAUUUGUGUAAAUAACAAGGGUGUACUUGAUAUUGAUAAUUUUUACCUUACAGCUCUAUGUGGAUAUUCAGUUAAAAUGAUGGUCGAAAGGAAUCAAGUAUUUUGGCUUCAGUGUGACAUAUAUGUAUAUUUUAUAUUUGUUAUUUGUGAAUAAACUAACAAAUUAUGACAUUAAGGAAAGUAUAUUUAGUAGAAUUUGUGUUAAUUUUAUUAAUUUAAGUUUCAUACAACAGUUCAUAAAUACCAAUCUUUGAACUUGGUGUUCAAAGUUGAACCAUGACGUACAUGUACUAUUUGUCAUUUAGACGUACAUGUACUAUUUUUCAUUUAAACAACUUAAAUAAGUGUUUUUAUUUCAUUACAAACAUUACUGUAAGUAUUUAAUGCUUAACAACGUGGUAUUUACAAGCAUACACUGUUUUUGAUGUUAUACAAUAAUACACAAGAAUAUCAAAAUGUCAAUGCAAUAGAUAUUUCAAGGUGUAUCUAAAUUUGUGGAUACUGACAAAGGGAGGUAUUUUUGUGAAUCUUAAUUUUCGGACGUCAGUUAUUUUCUAAAAAAGUGUUUGAAACCUUGGAGUAAAUGGGGUAUAUGCAUAUAUACCAGUACUAGUGUAUUGUGUGAUUUGGCACAAUUACAGGGUUAUUAUAUCCCUACUUGAAUCACUAUGGAUGGCUGUCUUGUAAUAGACACAAACUACUUGUCCAGCCAAGUAAUCCAACACAUUUCAACCUAAAACAUGAAAACUUGAAUUAAUUGUGCCAUAUGAAAUCAAGUUUGCAGUCCACAAUAUUUAUCAUCAUACUUUAAAAAAUUAUAAAUUAUAUUCCCCUAUUAUUUUUCUGAAAUGUGAUGAUUAUUACAACUUCAAGAUAUUAAGACUUGCACUGCCGAGGUAUUCAUCACUACAAGCUCUAGUUAACAUUUUUUAUCAUUAAAUGAAAAAUGAAUGUAUGAAUAAGCUAUUGUUUUUGUGGUUUUGAUAUCCAUUAUUUUGAUUGUUAUUGUAAAAUAUAAAUUUGUAUUUAUUUGAAUGAUAUUUAUCAUUAAAGAUAAUAAACAUAA